GGAAACGACAGUUGAAUGAUGGAGGUGGAAAGGACUGAUGAUGUUUAUGUGAUAGCACUGCAGGCUGUUGUCCGCGGUUUCCUGGUGCGGCGGAGGCUAAAGAAAGUGCGAGAGGAAUAUGAAGAAACAGCGCGAGAGAUGGAAGGAGAGUGGGCUGCAGUGCGCUGGGGAAGAGGCCUUCUCUCCAUGCCACAUUUUACCCAAGCGAAACCAUUCCAUGGAUUUGCGCAGUGUGACCAAGUGCUUACCGAUAUAGCUACUCCUGUAACGAAAAGCAGCAAACUGCAUCAUGGACAUCUACUUGACAGUAGGGAAGAGUGCGUCUUUGCAGAAACAAACCAGCAGACAGAGCUGACUCCUGUAGGUAUUGGUGGUGAGAAGGGAUUUUCAGGACUUCUGUCUGAUAAAUGUAAAGAGGAGCUGGCAUGGACUGUCUCCGAGAAUAAUAAAGCGCAGACAGAGCCUGUUUCAGAUAGAAUAAGAGAACACUUUUACACGGCUGAGAGAGAGUUUAUAAGAACUGACCUAGGGACAGACAUGAUGAAGAAAGGGACAGACAUGAUGAAGAAAGAUCAAGGGGAAUGGCCCGCAAGGACUGCCUCAAUAGCUCGCACAGAUAGAAGCCAAGAGAGCUUGGACUGGAGCAGUGACAGCAUAUUAUGGAGUGGAACAAAACUGGAGCCCGAAUUUGGAAUAGGGAAUCUGAGUGAUCUGAGAAAACACCGGAGCCACUUGGCAAUGGAAAUAUUGUGGGUGCAGCAAGCUAUUGCCAGUCGAAAAAAUUAUUUGAUGGUCAGACAGAAACUGGGAACACAAGACAGAUAAGAAGGUUUUGAGUUCUUCGAUCACCAGAAAGCAAUGCAGUCUGUGAAGGAACCAAACACAUGUGAAUACUAUUACUUGAAGACUAAUUUUUACCUGGACAAUGCAGAAUUCUGUACUUAAACGUGAUCAUAAAUUAAUAUUUCCAACUGUAUAUUUAUACUUUACAUAUACAUGCUGUAUUAUGAUGUUGAGCAUCAGUAUGCAUUUAUAAUGAACAUAGUUUGUAAUAAAAUUAUAAAUUUA
Messenger RNA from Bombina bombina (fire-bellied toad), 1068 nucleotides. It is a transcript of the gene IQCC, whose product is annotated as IQ motif containing C. The transcript has 5 exons. Gene Ontology annotation, molecular function: protein binding. Bases 16 to 825 code for a protein of 269 amino acids. The record is from RefSeq and is a predicted model, not a curated record. Lineage: Eukaryota; Metazoa; Chordata; Amphibia; Anura; Bombinatoridae.